AUGCUGUUUGACAAGCUCGUGCUCGGCGCCCUCGUUGCCUGCACCUUUUGCCUCAUCUACCCUGUCAUGUCGGUGCCGGUGAGGACAGAGGUGCCCGCACCAACCGCGUCCAAUGCUCCACCAACCAAAACUGCCGUGAGGGAGCUGUGGCAGACUGACGAACAGAAUGCAGAAGAUGCAAUCUCGGGUCGUUUGGCCAGCGUUUCCCGCCAUCUGCAGCCGCAGCGUGAAAGCGCACAACCAGCGCCGCAGCUCGAGCCGCUGCACGUCCACGGGUAUAAGUGCAGGACGCUGCCGGAUGGACACCCGGAGAGCUGCAACGUAUGCUACUUCAGCCCAGCCGACAUCACACCGUCGUCGCCAUGCGAGGAGAGCGGCGACUGUAACCAGCGACGAGUCGAAGGCACCAACGUGACCCGGGUCGAGCUCGCCGAGAAUGGCGUUCGCUACCUGCAGUGUGGCGACGGCUGGCUUAACGCUGACAUGGUAUUCACCGGGCUUCCCGCCGGCUUCAUCUGUGAGGACUGGCGCACUGGCCGACUCAUCCUUCGGCAAGAGGCCGGCCGCCGCUGGCCGUUCGAGGACGGAUCGUUCGACGCGGUCUACUCGGAGCACAUGUUCGAGCAUGUCCUCCCCGCGGACGGCUCGGCCUUCUUGCGCGAAAUGUACCGGCUGCUGAGACCGGGCGGCGUCAUUCGGAUCACGACGCCGGAUCUCGAAAAGUAUCUGUCGGGCUACGUGAACCGGAAGACGGACCCCUUCUUGCAGCAGCACGCGGCGCGAUUUCCCCCCACGGGGAUCGGCAAGGGGCCGCCCUACUCGGCCGCGCGGGUCGUCAACAAUAUCUUUCGAAACUACGAUCAUCGCUGGAUCUACGACUAUGACGAGUUUGUGGCGGUGGCGGAGCAUGCUGGUAUCCCCCGAGACGCCGUCCACCACUCGACACGCCUCGGCCCGGAGCUGCCCCAAAGCUUUCGGGACGCAAUUACGGCCGCCGAAGCCAUGUCGACGGCACGGGCGCAGAGGAAUGCGCGUGAGAAUCCGACGCGCUGCUGGCUGGAGCAAGAGGUGCGGGAGCCAGAGUCACUCUACGUCACGGUCUUCAAGCCGGGGUGA
Emiliania huxleyi CCMP1516 is the source of this 1116-nucleotide messenger RNA. RefSeq lists its product as hypothetical. Bases 1 to 1116 code for a protein of 371 amino acids. The transcript is spliced from 3 exons. Gene Ontology annotation, molecular function: S-adenosylmethionine-dependent methyltransferase activity. The record is from RefSeq and is a predicted model, not a curated record. Lineage: Eukaryota; Haptophyta; Isochrysidales; Noelaerhabdaceae.